AUGCGCGGCAUGGCACUGGCUAGCGCUACUUCUGGGUUUGAAGCUAGAGUGCGCGGUGUACUCCGCCGGCUCACUAAAGAACAGCGAGGCCAUCUUCGGACCGUAGGUGCGGAGGCAUACCGACAACGACAGCGAGAGCGAGAAGCAGAACUGGAAUCGCACCAAGAAGCCCACAAUGACACGUAUGGACAACAAGGCGAGGAUGGCCUUGAAGUCAUUGAGGUGAAGCGAAGUGAUCUGCCUCAUCCACAUCAAUAUGAAAAUGGGAAAGCUGGGUCGUACUGUGAGCGAACUGAAGCGACGGGGGCUGGUCUUCGGUGA
Messenger RNA from Fusarium musae, 321 nucleotides. RefSeq lists its product as uncharacterized. Bases 1 to 321 code for a protein of 106 amino acids. NCBI's taxonomy places the organism in Eukaryota, Fungi, Ascomycota, Sordariomycetes, Hypocreales, Nectriaceae. The transcript has 4 exons. The record is from RefSeq and is a predicted model, not a curated record.